Molecule: messenger RNA, 3189 nt
Organism: Iphiclides podalirius (scarce swallowtail)
Lineage: Eukaryota; Metazoa; Arthropoda; Insecta; Lepidoptera; Papilionidae
Source: the annotation of a GenBank genome assembly
AUGAAGUGGUUCCACGUCUGCAGGAGCUUGGCUAUGACUAUGAUCAUGGUGGAAAGUACGCGGACCAGCAGGCGAUCUUCAACAAACUUAGACUCGAAGACGUCAACGAGUACAGUGAAAAUCGACGAUGUGCAGCCUACUUUCCGGCCACGGAGUCCUAGAAGGCGAGAAGAACCAACAUCAUCUACACCUAGAGACAAUGUUCGAUCAAGAGCACGAAGUAGGAUAACAGAUACAUAUUCUUCCAACAUCGUCACUGAACAACCUUUAACCGAAAAUGGACGUAAUGAGCGUUUUGACUCUAGAAAGACAAAUAGGGUGCGUAGCCGACCAAUUGAAAGUGAGUCAAAUGCUAUCAAUGCUUACCCAAGUAGGGAGAUACCCGUGAAAAACAAAGCAAGACAAGUUAAUAGAAGAUUUCAGUAUGCUACGGAAACUUCUUCACCAUCGUCCACUGUUAAUGAUGAUGGCAAGACUAGAGAUAUGAAUAUUAGAAGAACCCAGACUACUUCUACAGAGGUUCCUUUAAGACUAUCCUCACCGAAUUUUGAUGAUAUUAAAACUGAAACUGUAGCAUCCACUUUUAAUGAUAUCACUAGAACAGUCCCAAAGGAAGAAGACAUCACAACAGUUCAGUUCAAAAGAAGGAGUUCAACCACUCCAACAAUAGAAACUGAAACUGUGGGUACUCCUAGGCCAACAAGAUCACGAGGACGUGUUAAUACAAGAGCAAAUGUGAAGCUAGAGGACAUGGCUAGUUCUGGAGCAACUUUAACGUUAUCUGAAACAAAUGCUCCCAUUGAAAAGCUAUCCGAAGAUCCAAGAAAAUCGCGAAAAUUAAGGUAUCGGACGCGCUUCGCAGAAACCGACACAAACUUAACCGGUGAAGGUAUUACAAACUCAAAUGAAAUAUCGAAAUCUGCUCGAAAAAAACAGUCAUUCAGCAGUGAAGCAGAAAACCGUACCUCAGCUAAUGUUAUAAAUGAGAAAAAAAUGGAGAGGCGAAGUGAACGCAAACCAUUAGUAUCACCAACUAUAAAGUCUAUGCGUGUUGUUAGGCGUCCAUUAUCACGACAAAAGGAUAACUCGGCGUCUUUAUCAACGUUGUCAAAAGUGAAAACUUCGGACGAGAUUGGUGACGAUGAUAACUACCCAGAAACUUUUAAAGCUUUGAUUCAAACUAAAAAUGCUUUGACACAAGUGAGCUCUCCAACCAGCGAGAGUUUAUCAGUGAAAGCAACACAUACAGUUAUUAAUACUAUAACACAAUCUUCACUGUAUUUCAACACGAGUCGUGAACCAAAUAAUAAUAUUACACGGCUUCGCAGUAAAUUAAACGUGACAGAAAAUGAAUUAAAGGGUGUAAUUGUAGAAGACAGUACAACAACGGAGUCUGCAUCAGAUACUCCUAAAUAUAAACCUCAACAAUAUCGGCUAAGAGGAACGUCUAACGGAGUAUCUACCGACACUCCGCUCAGUGAGAUAAAUGAAACACCAACUGCUGAUAAGAAAAUAGAAAACACAGUCGAAAUGCCUUUAAUAUUUACUUUAAUUAAUAAGCCAAAUAAAAAUAUCACCGCUGACAAUGGAUAUGAGUACAAUCAAAAUGACCAUAAAGGAGAGUUUUUAAUAGCUGUGAGCAGUAAAGAAUCGCAGGAGAAUAAAGUAGAAAAUGAAAUUAUUGCAAAGGGAGAAGAAAGUGAAAAUAAGCCUAUCAUUAAUGUUUUUGCAACGACUCAAAAGUAUCACUCAAAUUAUAAGGACCAAAAUCUUAUCGAUGGAGAAAAAGGUUCUACACCGGCUACACCUGCAAUAAGAAAUAUACAAACAAGAAAGUAUAGUCGUAAAAUCACUAAAACUAAAGAUAAAGUUGAAUCUACUUCCGUAAAUCCUGUAACGAAAGCUAAAGAAAAAACGUUACGAAAAUAUAGUGAUACCUUCUCAAAGACCACAGAGGCCUCAAAUAAUGGCAUAACAAUCGAUUCUGAAAAGCGUAAAAGCAGAUUCAGUUCUAAAUACAGAGAGUCAUACCUUGAUAAACCGUUUUACAAACCUACAGUACCCACAGUGACACCAACAACAGUAGAGGGUGAAGAAAUUCAAUUAGGUCCAGACAUGAACGCUAUUUCUUUCACUCAAUCACGAAGUACAUUAUCUUCAGCAGACUUAAAACUCUCUGAGAGUUUAGUAAAACCAUCGCAUGUUAUGAACGUAGAAGCCUCAAAUCACUCACCAUCAGUUACUGUAUCUAUUUUUGAUGCUUUGGCUGAAAUUCUUACGUCCACACCCAGAAUUCAGUUAUCUUCAACAACAGAAGUACCGCAACAAUUUAUUACUGAUAGUGUUGUUAACAAACAAACACUUAAUGGCAUAUCUUCAUCGGCACCUAAUGUAAAAGAUAGCAGUUUCUUGGUUAUAACUACUGCCACAACUAAGCCGUUUGCUGAAAAAAGCACUGCCUCGCAUGUUUUGAGUUUACGCACUACUACAAUGCUACCCUCUAUUCAUGAGAUUCUGCUUAAUAGUUUAUCUUCGGCCACUAAAGAGGAAAUGGUUAUAUCAUCCAUGACAAGCUCUACUCGUGAACCAAGAAUAUUAACACUGGAUAUCGAUCCGGAGACAAAACAAAUCCGAACGGAAAAACCUGGUGAUGAAAAAGGAAAUACAGUUUUUAAAUUUAUACCAAUUGACGAAGUUACGGCAUUACUGAAUCAAGUGGUAGUGACGCCGAAGGCUAGACGGACGACGACACUUCCUCCGCCGCCACCGGCACCACGGAGACCGAUUCUGGACGGCUUGGCUUGGCUUUGGCAGCAAUGGAGAGAUACAGCACCGGGCAGCGGCGAUGGAGGUUCCAGGACGAAUAAUAGACGGCCAGCUCCGUCAUCCAGGCCUUCUGUGCCUCCUUCAGCAACUCCACCUCCUAGAGCCAACUGGUUCGGCUCCGGACCGUUCGUUGGCAACGCCGAUGACAGACCGUCCUCGAAUCGAAUACCUCUGGAGCCUCCGCGCGCCGUGGCGGCUGAGCAGACGCCGGGAAGGGGGCAACUUGUGUCUGCCGCAAUAAACGUUACGCGGGCUUUCUCCCAGUUCCUCGGGGCCGCGAUACAGGGAGCGGCUCAGACGGUGCAAAACGUGAUAAGAGCCGGCCAGAAAGCCGCCACGGAUGUGUACACCAAUGGCUCCGGA